UUAUUUGUUAUAAAUAUUAAACACAUUUGUGUAUUUUAUUAAAAAGUAUUUUGUUCAAAAUUUGAUAAAUUAAAUAUUAAGUGAAUAAAUAUUAAGUGUAGUGUUGAAAUGGCCCAAUUUGUCACUCAUAUACAGCCAACAUUGUUGGAGGCCUCACAAGGCCAUGUACCGCAUCAUCAUGGUCAUCAAGUUGGUGUACAGCAUUCAUCGCAUUUACCACAUAGUGGACACAAUAUGCCUUCACCACCUACAGCUCACAACCAUCAUCAACACCACUCGAAUCAUCAUCACAAUCAUCAUCAUCAAAAUCCACCGUUACAGAUCGCAUCACCGCCAACAGGACACAAGGAAAAUAUUCUUCAUGGCAAACACGGUGUUGGUGGCAAGCAUGAACAUUGUCCUAGCGGACAUCAAAGCUCGGGCGAUGGAAAUACAUCGUUUUUGCGUGCUGCCAGAGCUGGAAACUUGGAAAGAGUACUCGAACACUUAAAAAAUAAUAUUGACAUAAACACUAGCAAUGCAAAUGGCUUGAAUGCAUUGCAUUUGGCUUCCAAAGAUGGUCACAUACAUGUUGUAUCAGAACUUUUGCGUCGUGGUGCAAUCGUUGACAGUGCCACAAAAAAAGGUAACACAGCAUUGCAUAUUGCAUCGCUCGCUGGACAGGAGGAGGUGGUGAAACUAUUAUUAGAACACCAUGCAUCAGUAAAUGUUCAAUCACAAAAUGGAUUUACGCCACUAUACAUGGCCGCUCAAGAGAAUCACGAUUCAGUAGUUAAAUUGCUUUUAUCCAAUGGUGCUAAUCAAAGUUUAGCAACAGAGGAUGGCUUCACACCAUUGGCUGUAGCAAUGCAGCAAGGACAUGAUAAAGUCGUUGCUGUAUUAUUAGAGAGUGAUACACGUGGUAAAGUACGUCUGCCAGCUCUGCACAUAGCAGCAAAAAAGGAUGAUGUAAAAGCUGCGACUCUAUUAUUAGAUAAUGAUCACAAUCCCGACGUUACUUCCAAAUCUGGCUUUACACCAUUGCAUAUUGCCUCACAUUAUGGCAAUCAAAAUAUAGCUAAUUUAUUAAUACAAAAAGGUGCAGAUGUUAAUUAUUCGGCUAAACAUAAUAUCAGUCCAUUGCAUGUCGCUGCGAAAUGGGGCAAGACUAACAUGGUUUCACUUUUAUUGGAAAAGGGUGCGAACAUAGAGGCAAAAACUCGUGAUGGUUUGACACCACUGCAUUGUGCUGCACGUUCUGGACACGAACAAGUUGUUGAUAUGCUACUCGAACGUGGUGCGCCAAUAAGUGCUAAAACUAAGAACGGUUUGGCACCAUUGCACAUGGCAGCACAAGGCGAGCAUGUAGAUGCCGCACGUAUUUUACUCUAUCAUCGUGCUCCUGUCGAUGAAGUGACUGUGGAUUAUUUAACAGCAUUGCACGUUGCUGCACAUUGUGGUCAUGUGCGCGUCGCUAAAUUACUUUUAGAUCGAAAUGCUGAUGCAAAUGCACGUGCUUUAAAUGGCUUUACACCAUUGCAUAUUGCCUGUAAGAAGAAUCGCAUUAAAGUUGUUGAAUUGUUAUUGCGACACGGUGCUAGUAUAAGUGCAACUACUGAAAGUGGUUUAACGCCUUUACACGUUGCAGCAUUUAUGGGCUGCAUGAAUAUUGUCAUAUAUUUACUACAACAUGAUGCUAGUCCUGAUGUACCCACAGUACGUGGUGAAACACCAUUGCAUUUGGCUGCCAGAGCCAAUCAGACUGAUAUUAUACGCAUUUUAUUGCGCAACGGUGCACAGGUUGAUGCACGAGCACGUGAACAGCAGACGCCAUUGCAUAUUGCAUCACGUUUAGGUAAUGUUGACAUUGUUAUGCUUUUGCUACAACAUGGUGCUCAAGUUGAUGCAACUACCAAGGAUAUGUAUACAGCUUUGCAUAUUGCUGCCAAGGAGGGACAGGAUGAGGUUGCUGCUGUGUUGAUUGAGAAUGGUGCAGCAUUAGACGCUGCCACCAAAAAAGGUUUUACACCUCUACAUCUAACAGCGAAAUAUGGUAAUAUUAAAGUUGCACAACUCCUGUUGCAAAAGGAGGCAGAUGUUGAUGCACAAGGCAAAAACGGUGUAACACCACUUCAUGUUGCUUGUCAUUAUAAUAAUCAAAAUGUAGCAUUACUCUUACUCGAAAAAGGUGCUAGUCCACAUGCUACAGCUAAAAAUGGUCAUACACCAUUACAUAUUGCAGCACGUAAGAAUCAAAUGGAUAUUGCAUCAACUUUACUGGAAUAUGGAGCUCAAGCAAAUGCGGAAAGCAAAGCCGGUUUUACACCACUUCACUUAAGUUGCCAGGAGGGCCACACUGAUAUUUCUAAUUUACUUAUCGAACAUAGAGCUGGUGUAAAUCAUCCAGCUAAGAAUGGUUUGACACCAAUGCAUUUAUGUGCUCAAGAGGAUAAUGUAAAUGUUGCUGAAAUUUUGCAACGUAAUGGCGCCAAUAUUGAUAUGGCCACUAAGGCUGGUUACACACCAUUGCAUGUAGCUUCCCAUUUUGGACAAGCAAAUAUGGUACGAUUUCUCUUACAACAUGGUGCCAAUGUCGACGCAUCUACAUCAAUUGGCUAUACACCAUUACAUCAGACUGCACAACAAGGACAUUGUCAUAUUGUCAAUUUGUUAUUAGAACAUAAGGCUAAUGCAAAUGCUCAGACUGUCAAUGGACAAACACCCUUACAUAUAGCACGAAAAUUGGGUUAUAUAAGUGUUUUGGAUUCAUUGAAAUCAAUAACAAAUGAAGAGGAUGCUUCAGCACAAAUGGAUGAAAAAUAUCGUGUUGUCGCUCCUGAGGCUAUGCAUGAGUCUUUUAUGUCAGAUUCAGAAGAAGAAGGAGGCGAAGAUAACAUGCUUUCCGACCAACCCUAUCGCUAUUUGACUGUUGAUGAAAUGAAAUCUCUAGGAGAUGAUUCGCUGCCAAUUGAUGUGACCCGUGAUGAACGUAUCGAUUCCAAUCGUAUGGCACAAAGUGCUGAAUAUGCCGGAGGUGUUUUAGGGCAACAGCAACCAAUUGCUGAAGAAAUAAUAAGUCCACAUAAAGUUCAAGUACAUGGCGCUGGUAAAACAACUGUAGAUGGUGUUUUCAUGGGUAACGGAUUGCAUGAAGAACAGCCACAUAUAGGGCGCAAGCUUUCUUGGAAGAGCUUUUUGGUAUCUUUUCUGGUUGAUGCACGAGGUGGUGCUAUGCGUGGUUGUCGUCAUAGUGGCGUACGCAUGAUUGUACCUUCACGUUCGACAUGCCAACCUACGCGUGUAACUUGUCGUUAUGUUAAACCACAACGCACAAUGCAUCCACCACAAUUAAUGGAAGGUGAAGCUUUGGCGAGUCGUGUGCUCGAAUUGGGUCCAGUUUCUACUAAAUUUAUUGGACCUGUUGUCAUGGAAGUACCACACUUUGCUUCAUUACGUGGCAAAGAGCGUGAAAUAGUUAUACUUCGUUCAGAUAAUGGUGAAACUUGGCGUGAGCAUACAAUUGAAAACUCAGAAGAAAUAAUACAUGAUGUAAUGCAACAAUGCUUUGAACCAGAAGAAAUUGCCCAAUUGGAAGAACAAGGUGGUAAUCAUGUUUGUCGUUUCGUUACUUACGAUUUUCCACAAUAUUUCGCUGUCGUCUCUCGUAUACGGCAAGAGGUGCAUGCAAUUGGACCAGAGGGUGGUAUGGUUUCCAGUACAGUAGUACCACAAGUGCAGGCCGUUUUCCCACAAGGUGCACUCACCAAAAAGAUAAAAGUUGGCUUACAGGUAAAUCUAUUUAAACCACGCAAAGGCGUUGCGCCAGAAAAACUACGUAAAAUAAGUGUUAAUCAUGUACCAAAAAAGAAGCGCUUCUCGCUUAUUUGGUAAAUAUUUUAGAAGCACUAAUCAAAUAUAAAAAAGUUGAACAUUAACGAUAUCUAAAUGAUAGUUAAGUAUACAUAGGGCUUCAUAUAUAUUAAGA
Molecule: messenger RNA, 3964 nt
Organism: Teleopsis dalmanni
Lineage: Eukaryota; Metazoa; Arthropoda; Insecta; Diptera; Diopsidae
Product: ankyrin-3-like
Exons: 11
Coding region: 109-3870 (1253 amino acids)
Molecular function (GO): protein binding
Source: RefSeq, a predicted model, not a curated record